GCUGUUUUCACCGGAAGUGCCUUCCGUCCUCGUGGGUCCGCGCGGACGCCGUUUCCUUACCUCAUUUGUCUUCGCCCCUCCCCGUCCCUCUACGCGUUUUGGUUCCUGGUUGGUGCUUCCUGGUCGCAGCCGCGGCACAUCAAGGUUUACUGACUUUCCAUGAUGUUUGGUGGUUAUGAGACCAUAGAAGCGUAUGAAGAUGAGCUUUAUCGUGAAGAGUCAUCUAGUGAACUGAGUGUUGAUAGUGAGGUGGAAUUUCAGCUCUACAGCCAAGUUCAUUAUGCCCAAGAUCUUGAUAAUGUCAUCAGGGAGGAAGAACAUGAAGAGAGGAACUCUGGAAAUUCUGAAUCAUUCAGUAGUAAACCAAAUCAAAAGAAUUUAAUUGUCCUUUCAGAUAGUGAGGUCAUCCAACUGUCAGAUGGGUCAGAGGUCAUCACACUCUCUGAUGAAGAUAGUAUUUAUAGAUGUGAAAGAAAGAAUUUUAGAGUCCAUGCAAAAGAAAAGACCCAAGGUUCUCCUGCUUCUGUUCAUUCUAAUGAUUUAGCAGAUAAGAAGUGCAAGAGGGAUAUUGAGAAGUCUAAACCUGGAGAGAGAUCAGGUACAAUCCAGGAGGUCAUGAUUAUAGAAGUCAGUUCAAGUGAAGAGGAAGAGAGCACCAUUUCAGAAAGUGAUAAUGUGGAAAGCUGGAUGCUGCUGGGAUGUGAAGUUGAUGAUAAAGAUGACGAUAUCCUUCUCAAUCUUGUGGGAUGUGAAAAGUCUGUUAAUGAAGGAGAAGAUGAUGUGAACUGGUUCAUCAGUGACAAAGACAUUGAGGCACAGAUAGGUAAUAGAAGAUCAUCUGGAAGAUGGACCCAUCGAUACUAUACAGCCAACAAAAAUGUUACCUGUAGAAAUUGUGACAAAUGUGGCCAUUUGUCAAAAAACUGCCCCCUCCCACAAAAAGUCCGCCCCUGCUGCCUCUGUUCUGAGAGAGGGCACCUCCAGUAUGCCUGUCCGGCCCGCUUCUGCUUAGGCUGUUCGUUGCCUAUGUCUUCCACUCACAGAUGUCUUGAAAGAGCUUCCUGGAGAAAACGCUGUGACCGAUGUGAUAUGAUAGGCCACUAUGCUGAUGCUUGCCCAGAAAUCUGGAGGCAGUAUCACCUAACGACCAAACCUGGACCACCCAAAAAGCCAAAGACCCCUUCUGGACAAUCAACCUUAGUGUAUUGCUACAACUGUGGGCAAGAAGGCCAUUAUGGACAUGAAUGUACAGAAAGACGAAUGUUUAACCAGACCUUUCCAACAUCUCCAUUCAUCUAUUACUAUGAUGACAAAUACGAAAUCCGGGAGAGAGAUCAGAGAAUAAAACGAAAAGUGAAAGAACUCCAGAAAAAUGGGGACUUGCCAAGGAAGUUCAAGAAGCCUCAUAUGGAAGCAGCAGAUAAGAGGCCCCGUGACAUGAGAACAAGCCAUGCCUCAUGGAAAAGCAACAGGUGGCCUCAAGAAAAGAAAGAAGCCCAAAAAGAAACCGUGAGCAGGAACAUGAGAGAGCGUGAGAAGCACAGAAAGGCUGCCAGGUGUCACGAAGACGAUGAGGACUUCCCCAGGGGCCCGAAAGUCCACUGUGCUCCUGGCACUUCCAGAACCCAGAAGCCUCACAAGCCCUUUCACCACUCAUCACAUCACCUCAAGCCAAGAGAAGACAGGCUGCCCAAGGAGGGCAAGCGGGGCAAGCAUAAGAAAAAGGAGAGCUGUUUGGAGGAGGAUAGCAAUGAUAAUUUGUUUCUCAUUAAGCAGAGGAAAAAAAAAUCUAAGCUAUGAGUCAGCUUCUGAUUGGGCUUCCCAGUGUUUGUCUGUUCUUCAUGUCUACAGCAUCCUGUCCGUAUUUUUAUUAUCUGUGAUUAAAUAAAAUGAGAUUUUUGCUUUUGUUUCUGUAAUCUCAGCCACAUCUAGAGCUAUUGAACAAAGUCCUUGAAGAUCUCAAUUCUCUAUGUUCAACAGGUUCCUAGGUAAGAAAACAGAUAAACUUCGACUUCCCCUGUUCCCAGAUGUUAUUUUUAUUCACUCAGUAUCCUCAGUUCAGUUCAGUCGCGCAGUCUUGUCCGACUCUUUGCGACCCCAUGAAUCGCAGCACGCCGGACCUCCCUGUCCAUCACCAGCUCCCAGAGUCUACUCAAACCCAUGUCCAUCAAGUCGGUGAUGCCAUCCAACCAUCUCAUCCUCUGUCAUCCCCUUCUCCUCCUGCCCCCAACCCCUCCCAGCAUCAGAGUCUUUUCCAAUGAGUCAGCUCUUCACAUCAGGUGGCCAAAAUACUGGAGUUUCAGCUUCAGCAUCAGUCCUUCCAGUGAACUCCCAGGAAUGAUCUCCUUUAGGAUGGACUGAUUGGAUCUCCUUGCAGUCCAACGGACUCUCAAGAGUCUUCUCCAACACCACAGUUCAAAAGCAUCAGUUCUUCAAUGCUCAGGUUUCUUCACAGUCCAACUCUCACAUCCAUACAUGACCACUGGAAAAACCAUAGCCUUGACCAGAUGGACCUUUGUUGGCAAAGUAACGUCUCUGCCUUUCAACAUGCUAUCUAGGUUGGUCAUAACUUUCCUCCCAAGGAGUAAGCGUCUUUUAAUUUCAUGGCUGCAAUCACCCUCUGCAGUGAUUUUGGAGCCCAAAAAAAUAAAGUCAGCCACUGUUUCCACUCUUUCCCCAUCUAUUUCCCAUGAGGUGAUGGGACCAGAUGCCAUGAUCUUAGUUUUCUGAAUGUUAAGCUUUAAGCCAACUUUUUCACUCCUCGUUCACUUUCAUCAAGAGGCUUUUUGGUUCAUCUUCACUUUCUGCCAUAAGGGUUAGUAUCCUAGGGAUAGGAAAACUUAAUCUUUUUACAAAAAAGUUUUUGAAAUAUUUUGAAAAAAUAAAAGCUCAUUAAAUAUAAUUCAUCUGCAGUGUGAGUAUGAAAAUUAAGUCUUUAUAAGGAGAAAUCAGCACUAAUAUGGAAAAUCCCUCCCUCUUUUUUAGGAUUCCUUUUAAUAUUAGAAAGGAUAAUAACUAUAUAUCUAAACCUGGCUUUUCUUGCUUCUGAAGCUGGCAUCAGAAUCUUACUUCGAUCAGAGCAUCACAGGCUGAAAAUGAAGGUGUCCUCCUUGAACGCACUGAAGAGAUGGGGAAUUGGAUUUUAUAACAGAAGUAAGGAAUCCAUCCAGAGUAAAUGUUAAGGGACAGAUUUCCUGAACCAAGUGAAAAGAGUCAUCAAAAAUUUUGACCUAAUUGCAGUGAAAUCAUUUUUUACUAUUUUUGUAGCCAUGCCUGAGGGAUACUGUCCCUCAGAUAUUUAAGAUGAAUGCUACCCAACUUAAAAAGUUGUUUCCUUCUCCUUGGUUUUUUAACUACCACAGAGUUAUACAGAAAUUUUUGUAUUUGUGACCUUUUGUACUUACCAGAGCCUAAUGUUAGAAAAAUAAAAUGUCUGAAAUGUA
Molecule: messenger RNA, 3443 nt
Organism: Dama dama (fallow deer)
Lineage: Eukaryota; Metazoa; Chordata; Mammalia; Artiodactyla; Cervidae
Gene: ZCCHC7
Product: zinc finger CCHC-type containing 7
Exons: 9
Coding region: 160-1800 (546 amino acids)
Molecular function (GO): nucleic acid binding; zinc ion binding
Source: RefSeq, a predicted model, not a curated record